Cynocephalus volans (Philippine flying lemur) is the source of this 5134-nucleotide messenger RNA. It is a transcript of the gene SYNPO, whose product is annotated as synaptopodin. Lineage: Eukaryota; Metazoa; Chordata; Mammalia; Dermoptera; Cynocephalidae. Gene Ontology annotation, molecular function: actin binding. The transcript has 3 exons. The record is from RefSeq and is a predicted model, not a curated record. Gene Ontology annotation, cellular component: Z disc; nucleus; stress fiber. Gene Ontology annotation, biological process: spine apparatus assembly; positive regulation of actin filament bundle assembly; modification of dendritic spine. Bases 5 to 3091 code for a protein of 1028 amino acids.
CUGGAUGAUUCAGCCUCUCCUCUGGCAGGAGAUUCCUCCUGCCGGAGGAGUACCAGACACGCCUGCAUCGGGCUGGAGCAUUAGCCUCACCGAGAAGGAUCUGAAGGAGGCCAAGGCGCGGAGCCAGCAGAUCGCUGCGCAGCUGACCACCCCUCCCAGCUCUAAUUCCCGUGGCGUCCAGCUCUUCAAUAGGCGCCGGCAGAGGGUGAACGAGUUCACCUUGGAGAGCCACGGCAAGAGGGGACAGAAGCCCAGCCAGGAGUUCCUCAGAGCGCUCCCUACAAGCCCCACAGGCCAUGCCCCAGGGCUCAGCCUGAGUCCUACUGCACUGCCUGAGCCAGGCCCUCCAAGGCGCCCCAAUCCCAAGAGCCCCGACAAAGGGGUCCCUGGCCACAGCAUGGAGGGUCACUCAGAGGACGCCAGCUUGCUGCGGCACCUGGAGAAGGUGGCCAGUGAGGAGGAAGAGGUACCACUGGUGGUUUAUUUAAAGGAGAAUGCAGCCCUGCUGACAGCCAAUGGGCUCCACCUGUCCCAGAACCGAGAGGCCCAACAGUCCCCACCGACCCCACCUCCACCUGAGGUCCACAGCCCAGAUGCAGAUGUCAACCAAAACCUUUCCCCACCCAGUGCCACACUCACCACACCAGCUUCUAACAGCAACCACAACCCGCCAGCCACUGAUGUCAAUCAGAAUCCACCGGCAGCUGUCAUCCUGCCACUUUCUAGCAUCCAACAGAAGUCGUCAGAGGCACAGCUCCCGCCCAAUGGCACAGUGCCAGAUUCCAAAUCCAGCACUCUGUGUGCUGAUGGGCAACCCCCAGUGCCAGCUGAGGAGGUGAGAUCCAACACACUCCUAAUGGAUAAAGUAUCAACUCCACCGACCACCACCAGCACCUUCACCAGAGAAGCUACUCCCAUCCCCAGCUCCGGGACCUCAGCCCCAGAUUUCAUGUCCAGCUCCCUGCUCAUCGAUGUCCAGCCCAGUGCCCUAGUAGUGUCAUCAGAACAAGAGAUGUCUGGACGGGUGGCUGCCACCACACCCACCAAAGUGUACAGUGAGGUCCACCUCACACUGGCCAAACCCCCAUCAGUGGUCAACAGGACGGCCAGGCCCUUUGGGAUCCAGGCGCCAGGGGGCAUGAGCCAGAUGGAACGGAGCCCCAUGGUAGAGAGACGACAUCCUGGAGAGAAGGCCCCAGCACCCCAGCCCCCCACCGUGGCAGACAGGAGUCCCCGACCACAGAGACAUGCAAUGUCCCACAGUCCCAUGGUGGAAAGGAGGCUGGUGGGGCAGCGAAGCCCGGCCUUGGAGAAACGCCCCUUGGGGAACUUCACCCCACCCCCCACCUACGCUGAGACCCUGUCCACGGCCCCUCUGGCUUCCCGGGUUAGGUCUCCCCCCUCUUAUUCUGCCCUGUACCCCAGCUCCAACCCCAAGUCUUCUCAUCUGAAGGGCCAGGCAGUUCCCCUCUGCAAGACAGGCAUUUUGGAGGAGUCGAUGGCUCGCCGGGGCAGCCGGAAAUCCAUGUUCACCUUCGUGGAGAAGCCCAAGGUGACCCCGAAUCCAGACCUGCUGGAUCUGGUACAGACAGCUGAUGAGAAGAGGAGGCAGAGGGACCAGGGCGAGGCAGGUGUGGAGGAGGAGCCCUUCGCACUGGGGGCCGAGGCCUCCAACUUCCAGCAGGAGCCAGCACCUCGGGACAGGGCCAACCCCGCGGUGGCCGAGGAGGCUGUCCCAGAGUGGGCCUCCUGCCUCAAGUCCCCCCGCAUCCAGGCAAAGCCAAAGCCCAAGCCCAACCAGAACCUCUCUGAGGCCUCUGGGAAGGGGGCUGAGCUCUACGCCCGCCGCCAGUCACGGAUGGAGAAAUACGUUAUCGAGUCUUCAGGCCAUGCUGAGCUGGCCCGCUGCCCUUCACCCACCAUGUCCCUGCCUUCAUCCUGGAAAUACUCCACUAAUGCCCCUGGGGGUUUCCGAGUGGCAUCCCGCAGCCCAGCUCGGACCCCACCUGCCUCCCUUUACCAUGGCUACCUGCCUGAGAAUGGGAUCUUGCGCCCGGAGCCCACCAAGCAGCCGCUCUACCAGCUGCGACCCUCGCUCUUUGUCCUCUCCCCCAUCAAGGAACCUGCCAAGGCCUCACCAAGGGCUGCCUCACCAAGAGCUGCCUCACCCGCCAAGCCCAGCUCCCUGGACCUGGUGCCCAGCCUGCCCAAGGCGGGCCUCCCGCCGUCUCCUGCCCUGCCUCGACCCUCCCGCUCCUCGCCAGGCCUCUACACCUCACCUGGCCAGGAUGGCCUCCAGCCCACUGCCGUGAGCCCUCCCUACAGCAGUGAUAUCUCCCCCGUGUCUCCCUCCAGGGUGUGGUCUCCUCGAGCCAAGCAGGCCCCCAGGCCCUCUUUCUCCACCCGAAAUGCCGGGAUCGAGGCUCAGGACCGCCGGGAGAGCCUGCCCUCCUCCCCGCCCUGGACGCCGAGCGCGUCCCGGCCCCCCAGCAGCCUGGACGGCUGGGUGAGCCCGGGGCCGUGGGAGCCCGGCCGCGGGAGCAGCAUGAGCAGCCCCCCGCCGCUGCCGCCGCCGCCGCCUAUGUCCCCGUCGUGGAGCGAGCGCUCGGUAUCCCCGCUGCGACCCGAGACCGAUGCGCGGCCCCCGAGCCGCCAGCUGCAGGCGCUCCUGGCGCGAAACAUCAUCAACGCCGCCCGGCGCAAGAGCGCCUCCCCGCGGCCGGCGGGAGCCGAGAGCCUGCGGCCCUUCUCCCCGCCCAGGGCGCCGCCGCCGCCGCCGCGCAUGCGCUCGCCGCGGCCCGCACGUCCCGGCCCGGCUGUGGCGCCGGGGACAGCGUUCGCACCCAUUCUGCGGAGCCCGCUGCCGGCCGGGCCGUCGUCCUGCGUUAGUCCCCGGAGCCCGCUGCCCGCGCCGCCCAGGCCUUUCCCCUAUCGCCGCUCACCCACGGACUCCGAUGUGUCCCUCGACUCCGAGGACUCCGAGGCUAAGUCGCCUGGCAUCCUCGGCUACAACAUCUGUCCCCGCGGGUGGAAUGGCAGCCUGAGGCUCAAGCGUGGCAGCGUCCCCGCCGAGGCCUCCUGCACCACCUAAAGUCCCCAUUCUCCCAUCCCUACCCCGGGAGGGCUGAGCCAGAAGUUAUCAGGCUUGGGGACCCCAGCACCACGUCCCCAAGGGGUCUGGCCUCAUUGGGCAGCCCCAGAGAUAAAGGGUCAGGAGAGGAGAGCUCUGGGCUUGGGAAUGGGUGGGAACCCAAGCUUGUGUUCUAGCCCUUGCUCCAUCAUAUAGUUGUGCGACCCUGAGCAGGACCUUUCCUGCCUCUGACCCUCAGCUUUCUCAUCUGUUUAAUGUGGCUUUGGCCAAGGUGGUCUCCAAAUUCUAAAUUCCCUCUCCCAUCAAUACAGACACACACACGUGCCUUGGAAGAGUCAGAGUGUUGUGAGUGUGGACCCCUAGACUUGCUCCAUCCGGGGUUCAUGCUUCCACUCCCUUCCUGGCUUUGCUCUGUGGAGGCUGCCAAUGGGAUGUGUUCAGAAGCUCCUAGACCUCUGUCCCAUGUCCAGGCCCUGGCUUGACCAUCCAGCUCCCUGGCACCAAUUCCCAGGCAGGAGCAGCUGUUUUCAAUCCCUUCCCAGACAAGCUCUAUUUUUACCCCAGUGACCUUUAGAGAGAUUUCCCAGGCCAGCUCAAGGUGCCUCGCUGGCCCUUCUGGAGAGAAGAGGCAGGAAGAGUCUCCUCAGGCCCCUGUCAUGCUACUUUCUCUGCCCCAGCUCCAACUAUCUGGGGUAUCUUUUCUGCAGUCAGGGAAGAGAGGUAUAAUGUGAUGAUUUCCUUCUGGCCUAGGACCUGGGCCUCCAGCCCAUUUUUCCCUUCUGGGUCCAUUCAUGGCACGUUCUGGGCUCAAAGCUGAGCUGGGGAGAGAAGAGAUAUGGCUGCUCUGUGACUUUACCUGAUUGCCCUGAGUGUGGAGUUGCCUGUUUGGAAGCAGGGAGGCAAAGAGUUCUUGUUGUAGGGAGUAUGCAAGCCAUGGCCAGGAUGCAUGGAUGAGAGUCUAGCAGGGGAUGGGAUUGGCUCAGAUGACCUUGGAGGGCUCUUUCAGUCCUGACAUGCCUUUCAUGGUAUUUGGAAGUGGGGGAGGGUGGUAGGGGAGGAUUGGUUGAGAUUGAAUUCAAGGCCAGAUGAGAUUGGGUGGGUGAGUGAGGAGUUAGGCCAGUGUCUCCCUGUGUUUCUGGUCCCCUAGGAAGUGCCCCCUCUUCAGUUUCAGGCCCCAGCCCAUGUCCAUAUCAUGCGCAGAAGAGUGGCCACGCUGUCCCACCCCAUCUUUUUCCCAUUGUACUCUGGCCAAGCUUGACCUUGGGGAGGCUGGCUGCAGGCCCUAGCCUGUCCCUUAAACCUGAGUGGCUCUGAUUCCAAUCUCCAGGAGGGACCCAGGGAGGAAUGUGGCCUAGUUCUGCAGUUUCCAGAGUUGGCUGGUAAUGCCUCUAGAGGUUCAGAAUAUCAGCUUCAGGAUACUCUGGGAGAAUGGAACUGGUCGAGGAUCAAAACUAUGGAGGGUGAAGGAUACUGGGAUGUUGCUAAAGGUCAGGGACAGAGUGUGAUUUUAGAUUAGGUGUGGAUUUAUCCAUCCAUCAGAGCGAUGUUAGACCUGGAACCCCCAAGUGAGGCUAGAGCCAGAAUGCAAGAGAGCCAGGGUUGGGAUGGGGUGCUUUGGAAUAUAGGAGUGAUCCCAGAUGGUUCCUAGUGCCUAAGGUUGGGGGACGCAGACCCUGUUGGUAGGAUGAUAAGAAGGUGCUCCUGAUCAGUUAAUGAUGAGUGGUCACAUUUGCCAAAGCCCUCAUCUGUGGCAGGGUUCCUUGCAGCAUGGGCAGCUGGGGCUAAGGGCCCCUUCCAGAGAAGGGACACUAUCAGGCCUCUGGCUUAUGCAGUGGCAUAGAGGAUCCACUUCUACCUGCAUUUCCCCAAGAAGAAAGUAGGAGGCAGCCUUGGGAAGCUGGCAUUCCCAGCCAGUCUCUGGCUUUCCUCUCAUCGCCACUGCCCUCUUUCCCAUCCUCUCCUUGAACUCACUACAGCUUGCCUGUGUCCUGCCUCUUGCCUCCUGUAGAAUUCAGCUCUGGACUUCAAUAAAUGCUUCCUGCA